CACAAGUUGUUAUCCUGCUACCAUCGCAUAGCAAGUAUGGCCUCUCUAUAUUUUUCUCCCACAACCAAAAGCACCAAUACCAACAUCUCCGCCGCGGAGAUAUCCACCCAUCUAAUCCCCAAAACAUCCCAACUUUCCAUUUCGAGACGCCUAGCUCGCCGCCCUACGCGAAAAAUUUCAUGCAACGUAGCCAAAAAUGAUGACCAAAAUCCCAAAACAAACCAUGAAAGAAGCAACAAUAUGUUGGAUAGAAGAAAUAUGCUCAUUGGGCUAGGAGGUCUAUAUGGAGCCGCCACCACACUUGGUGGCGGACCUGCCUCGUUAGCAGCCCCUGUGCAAACCCCUAACCCUACAGCAUGUGGUGCCGCCGAUUUACCAUCUAACGCCCAAGGCCUAAAUUGCUGCCCACCUAGAGCCACAAACAUUGUGGACUUCGUUCUACCACCCACUCCUAAUACAUUAAGGGUUCGCCCACCAGCCCAUUUGGUAGACGACCAAUAUAGACAAAAAUUCAAUAGAGCUAUUUCCCUUAUGAAAGCCCUCCCUUCUACUGAUCCACGUAGCUUCACCCAACAAGCCAAUGUGCAUUGCGCUUAUUGUAAUGGGUCUUACUCUCCUGUAGGGUUUCCAAAUUUGGACCUCCAAGUCCAUAAUUCUUGGUUGUUCUAUCCAUUCCAUAGGUGGUAUCUCUAUUUCUUCGAGAGGAUACUAGGCACAUUAAUCAAUGACCCAACUUUUGCCAUACCCUUUUGGAAUUGGGAUACCCCGGCAGGCAUGGUAAUGCCUGCUUUAUAUACCGACCCUAAUUCCCCCCUCUAUGAUUCGGUGCGAGACCGAGCUCACCAACCUCCUAAAGUGUUAGAUCUCAACUACGAUCUCACCGAUGCCAAUGAUUUGUCGAAUCAACAAAUGAUUUCGGCUAACCUCACACUCAUGUAUCGCCAAAUGGUGACUAAUUCCAGCACUGCUAGGCUUUUCCUAGGGCAACCUUAUCGGGCCGGGACUCGUCCCAACCCGGGAGGAGGAUCGGUUGAGAACGUACCUCAUGGGACCGUCCAUGUUUGGACGGGUGACCGUAAUCAACCCAAUUUUGAGGACAUGGGUAACUUCUACUCAGCUGCCCGUGACCCACUUUUUUACGCCCAUCAUGCCAAUAUAGACCGUAUGUGGUCUAUUUGGAAAACCUUAGGGGGUAAUAGACAAGAUUUUACUGAAACUGAUUGGUUAGAUGCCUCGUUUAUAUUUUAUGAUGAAAAUGCUCAAGCUGUAAGAGUCAGGGUUAGAGAUUGCUUAAACACUGCGAGACUUGGGUAUAACUACCAAAACGUUGACUUACCUUGGCGUAAUGCUCAACCUCUAAGAACAUCUAGGGUUAGCAGCAUAUCUUCAACCCCUCAAGCAGCUAAUGCCAUGGAAUCUAAGACAACGACGACGGUCAAGUUUCCUAGGCCAUUGAACAAGUCUAUACGAACAAAUGUGGCGAGGCCAAAGAAAUCAAGAAGCAAAAGUGAGAAAGAUCGCGAGGAAGAGGAGCUUGUAAUCGAGGUUGAUGUCCUAAGGCACGAUAAGUAUGCGAAAUUCGAUGUUUAUAUCAACGAUGAAGAUGAUGUUCCUUCUAAGAAGAUGCAAGUGAAGGCUGAAUAUGCUGGGAGUUUUGUGAAUGUCCCUCAUAGGCAUAAGCAGGGUGAAGAUAAACAUAAGUUGACCACCACCUUUAGGGUUGGUUUGACUGAAUUAAUUCAGGAGUUGGGAGCUGAUGAUGAUGAUGGUAUUACAGUAAAUUUGGUGCCAAGAGCUGGAAAGGAUAAUGUUGUUAUCAAGAAUGUCAAGAUUGAGUAUGAUUCUUAAUUGAUUACCUCGUGUAUGAUGUUAUUCCGUUACAUGAUGAUUGUAUAAUUCUGGAGUGAUAAUUUCUAUGCUUUGACUUUGGAAUAA
Molecule: messenger RNA, 1935 nt
Organism: Beta vulgaris subsp. vulgaris (sugar beet)
Lineage: Eukaryota; Viridiplantae; Streptophyta; Magnoliopsida; Caryophyllales; Amaranthaceae
Product: polyphenol oxidase, chloroplastic
Exons: 1
Coding region: 37-1848 (603 amino acids)
Biological process (GO): pigment biosynthetic process
Molecular function (GO): catechol oxidase activity
Source: RefSeq, a predicted model, not a curated record